GUGCUGAAAUCAUUCACCAAAGACAGCAGUGGUCUCCCAUUGUUCAGUGAUCCGGCCUAUCUGUGUGUGACACCGGACAAGAUGUUGGUUGUUUCUGAUGUUGGAAACAAAACUGUCAAAUACCUCAGUGUGGACGGCGAACAAAAAUUUACAUAUCCACCGGAAGGAGUCAAAUGUUUACGAAGUCUGAAAGGUGUGACCUGUGACCCAUCAGAUCGCAUCAUCGUUGUUGACGACGGUGAUUUGCUGUGCCUGACCUGUGAUGGUCAGUUGGAGAAGACGCUGGUCAGUUUCAAGCACAGCCUGGUGUGUCUUUCUGGAACAGUAGCCGCAGACAAAAGUGGACAUCUGUACAUUGUUGACAAUGACGAAGACAUCCACGUGUUUCGGAUUGUAAUUAAUUUAAACCCCUGA
This is a messenger RNA of Candidula unifasciata, 414 nucleotides long. NCBI's taxonomy places the organism in Eukaryota, Metazoa, Mollusca, Gastropoda, Stylommatophora, Geomitridae. The record is from the annotation of a GenBank genome assembly.